GUGUGUGUGUGACAGCUGUUGAUAAGUAGAGGGCCUUGGACAGGAAAUCUGCUUAGCCCCUACAGUGUGACCUGGGUGCAACAUCAGAGCUCUUUCAGACUCAAGUGUUGAUGGGAUGACAUGGUGCCCCCUGAAACAUGGGAGACACCGUGGAAAAAAGCCUAGAAGGACCCCUUACUCCUCUGGACGAGGGCCAUUCCAGGAAAAGAGGGGAUCUGGUGGAAAUCUUGAACGGUGAAAAAGUGAAAUUCGAUGACACGGAGCUCUCAAGAAUAAUACAAAAUGGCCUGGAAAACCUUCGACUGGAAAAUUCCCUGACCGAUGUCAUCUUGUGCGUGGACAUUCAGGAAUUCUCCUGCCACCGGGCAGUGCUUGCUGCGGCCAGCAACUAUUUCAGGGCCAUGUUCUGUAAUGACUUAAAGGAGAAAUAUGAGAAGAAAAUCAUCAUCAAAGGCGUGGAUGCAGAAACUAUGAAUAUUCUCUUAGACUAUACGUAUACAAGUAAGGCUCUCAUUACCAAACAAAAUGUCCAGCGGGUCUUGGAAGCUGCCAGCCUCUUCCAGUUCCUUAGGAUGGUAGAUGCCUGUGCCAGCUUUCUCACUGAAGCCCUCAACCCUGAAAACUGUGUUGGAAUCCUGAGACUGGCAGACACACACUCCUUGGACCACUUAAAGAAGCAAGUUCAAGGCUACAUCAUCCAGAAUUUCACCCAAAUCUUGAACUAUGAUGAAUUCCUGGAGCUCCCGGUGGACACCCUCCACCAUACCUUGCAGAGUGACGACCUCUAUGUCACUGAGGAAUCCCAAGUGUUCGAGAUGGUGAUGUGCUGGGUCCGGCACAAACAGUCGGAGAGACUUUGUUUGCUCCCGCGUGUCCUGGAGAACGUCCGAUUGCCUCUUCUGGACCCCUGGUAUUUUGUGGAGACUGUGGAAGCAGACCCGCUCAUCCGACAAAGUCCUGAGGUCUUCUCGCUCUUACAGGAAGCAAGGAUGUAUCAUCUCUCUGGCAAUGAGAUUAUUUCGGAGAGAACCAAGCCCAGGAUGCACGAAUUUCAGUCUGAGGUCUUUAUGAUCAUUGGAGGCUGCACUAAAGAUGAGAAGUUUGUGGCUGAAGUGACCUGCUUGGACCCACUGAGGCGCAGUCGCCUGGAGGUAGCCAAGCUCCCAAUUACUGAGCAGGAACCAGAGAGUGAGAACAAAAAAUGGGUGGAGUUUGCCUGUGUGACCUUAAAAAAUGAAGUCUACAUAUCAGGUGGUAAGGAAACACAACGGGAUGUCUGGAAGUAUAAUUCUUCCAUCAACAAGUGGAUCCAAAUUGAGUAUUUAAAUUUUGGCCGAUGGAGACACAAGAUGGCGGUUCUGGGUGGCAAAGUCUACGUCAUUGGCGGCUUUGAUGGUCUGCAGAGAAUUAAUAAUGUGGAAACAUAUGACCCUUUUCAUAACUGUUGGUCAGAGGCGGCCCCUCUCCUGAUCCACGUGAGCUCCUUUGCCGCUGCCAGCCAUAAAAAGAAGCUGUAUGUGAUUGGGGGAGGACCCAACGGAAAGCUGGCAACGGACAAGACUCAGUGUUACGACGCUUCGGCCAACAAGUGGUGCUUGAAGUCGUCCAUGCCGGUGGAGGCCAAAUGCAUCAAUGCUGUCAGCUUCCGGGACCACAUCUACGUUGUGGGUGGGGCCAUGAAAGCCUUGUAUUCGUACAACCCUCUGGAGGACAGCUGGUGCCUGGUGACCCAGCUCAGCCAGGAGCGGGCCAGCUGCGGGAUCUCCCCCUGUAACAACAGGCUGUACAUUACUGGGGGAAGGGAUGAGAAGAACGAGGUCAUUGCCACCGUGCUGUGCUGGGACACAGAGACUCAGAAACUGACCGAGGAGUGUGUGCUCCCCCGGGGGGUCUCCCACCACGGCAGCGUCACCAUCAGGAAGUCCUACACCCACAUCAGGCUGAUCGUCCCUGGCGCGGUUUCUGUAUGAUGGGCAGAGAGGGAGGAGGGGGCGGGGGUGUGUGUACAACAGGAUUUCCUAUUUAUAUGGUGUUUUAAGGUUUACAAAGCCCUGUGGAGGAUCAUCCACAUUUAAUAGAUGCAAAAGGAGAAGCGAAGGGACCUGAUUCUGAGGACGUGGCCGGUGUCAGAGCUGGAAUUCGAACCCAGGCCUCCUGAGUCGAAGCCCAGCCCUCUAGGGAAAUGGGAUGGUGACCCAAGCACACAUCCCACCUUCUUUAGGGGCAGGCUUGAAUCGAGUUCAAAUCUCUUCCUUGGAAGCAGUGCUGUUUGGUCCGUACCAUUGGAAUCCCUACUGGAUGCCAUCAUGGGCCAAGGGUUUCAAAGUCACUGGUGUCUUUGGUUAAUAAAUGCUUUGGCUCAUUCUUGGCAAAAGAGGUGAAAAAUCCAAAAGGAAGUUUCAGGGAAGAACACAUUUAAGACAUUUGGUUCUCCCAUCUCCUUUUGGAAAACUUCAAGCCAAAAAUCCUAUUUCAUUGUGUGGGUGUGGGUGUGUUUUCUUUGGUUUGGUUUGGUCUGGUUUGGUUUUACUGUAUCAAUGUGUGGGCUUUUGUUUUGUUUUGUUCUGCAAGUGUGACUUAACUUUAUUUAUAGAACUGGGCGCUGAAUCUGAGUGCCUCCCUGUGACAUCAUUAUGAUAUUUGCUAGUGGGAGACACUCCUAGACUGUCCCAAGAACUCCAAGAGGUGUGUGUGUUUUUGCUUGAAUCACCCCCAUUGCAGGAGAACAAUCUGAUUUCUUUUCUGUUGGGCUUUUGGGACCUGCCCCAUGUCUUAAUCAUGAAAGGAAGGAAGAGCGUUAUGGUUUUAUUUCUGUUUUGAAAUCAAACACAGGAGUUGGGGCUGGAGCUGGCCUCCAGGCCCCCAGGCAGGCAGGCCUAACCAAGAUACACUACCUGGGCUCUUUCAUCUUGGCGGUGGUUGGGGAAAAGGUUUGGGAACUACCUGCCUGCUGGGAAAGGAUGACAAUGGGCCUGGUGUUUUCUUCCCAGUCAAAAACCCAUCAUUCUCAUCUCUAUUUUGCGCUAAAUGUACAGGUUGGAACACUUGCCCCAGAUCUGCCAUUUCUUUAUCAUGUUGACUGUGGCACAUCAGUAGAAUGAAAGAAGCAUAAAGCACCUACUCUGUGCUAGAUGUUGGUUUACAAAGACUGAAAUGAAAACAGUCUUUGCCCUCGGAAGUUUAUAUUCUAUUGGAGACAGGGAGAAGGGUGAGAAGGGGAAACGCUAACAGCUAGGAGGUUGGGGACAGUCGGGGAGGGGCAGAAAGUGACAUGUUCUGAGCUUUGAAAGGAUUCCAACAGGUGGAUGUGAGAUCAUAGUGUCCUACAUUUUGAGCUGGAAGGGACCUUGAGACGCUCCCAUUUUACAGAUGAGCAAACCACAAAAGACAGGCAGUAGGGUGGUGCAUAGAUCAGUGCACUUGAAGUCAGGAGGACUUGGGUUCCAAUUCCUGGACUCUGCCUCAGUUUUCUCAUCUGAAAAAUAGUGGGAGGGUUCCACUUAAUGGACUCCCAGGCCCUUCCUAGCUCUAAGUCCAUGAGCCCAUGAACUGAGGCACAGAAAAGUAAGCGAUUUGCCAAGGUUAUGCAGAUGGAAGAAGGAGGAUUUGAAUGCAGGUGUUCUGACUCCAGACCAGCAUUCUUUCCACAAUACCAUGCCACCUUUCAACAAGACCCUUCUAGGCAGGUAAACCAGCCUAAUUAGAGCAACAAGAUACCCUGAGAAAGGGAGAGGAGAGAGCCUGUGCCAAGAAAGUCAAACCACCACCACCAUCUUGACCACCACCUCCCCUCUGAGCCUGAUGAAGAUAGCCCAGGAGCCCCAGCCCCAGAGCCUUGGGAAUGACAAUACUUCCAGCCCACCGCUCUUAGCCACCAUUGUGGGAAGAUAUAACUGGGCAACUGCUCUUGUAGAUAUUACACCCAUAGUCAUAGAUCCCCAGAAGAAAGUUCUUGUCCUUGGCUUUAUCAAAUGGUUCAACAUCAGAGACCGCUAUGAUUUUUAUCAGUGAAGAUGACAUUUAACAAGAGGCAAGACUAUUUGCUUUGCUGCUCCAUCCUAAGGACCAUGGGACCUUCCCACUUGACUUGGCAGCUAAUCCUUCCCCAUGUGUUGUAUUCCCUCAUUAGACUGAGAGCUCCUUGAGAGCAUAAACUGUCUCUCUUCUAUCUAGCAUUUAGCACAGUGCUUUGUACACACUAGGUGCUUUAUAAAGGCCUAAUUCAUUGAUUCAUUCAUUCUAGAAAUGGAGGACAAGCUGGGCUAAGGGAUGGAAGCAGGAGAAGCCCUCAGUUUCAACCUCUGUUACAACUCUGAGAAAAUUCACUUUUAGGGAAUUUGAUCAAUUUCAUUCAUUUUUGGCAGCUGGCUAAUGACUUCAAAGAAAUGGGUACAAAUCCUGGCAGCCUUGACUAUUCUGCUUUGUGGUCGACAGGCCUCUAGAAUGAAAGCCUGAAAUCUCUUCCUUGGAGACAAUGCCUUUUAAUCCACUUCAUUGAAUCCUUGACUAUUCUGGGCCAUUGACUUCAAAUUCUGGGUGUUUUGGCUCAAUUUGUCAAGAGCGAUGAAUAAUUCUAAAGAGAAUUUCGAAGAGCUUUGCUCAUCCCAAGACUUUUCAUCAUGUUGAGGAAGCAACUUGGGUCAGAAAAUUGGGGGUGUCAAAUAAAACAUCCUAUUUUA
This is a messenger RNA of Vombatus ursinus (common wombat), 4679 nucleotides long. RefSeq names its product kelch like family member 6 (gene KLHL6). The record is from RefSeq and is a predicted model, not a curated record. Gene Ontology annotation, molecular function: protein binding. Gene Ontology annotation, biological process: germinal center formation; B cell receptor signaling pathway. The transcript is spliced from 7 exons. NCBI's taxonomy places the organism in Eukaryota, Metazoa, Chordata, Mammalia, Diprotodontia, Vombatidae. The coding region runs from base 138 to 1970 and encodes 610 amino acids.